AUGGUGGCAGAGUUACCAUCUACAAGGGAAGAGCUUAUACAGCGUCAUAAGAAAGAGAGCAAAGAUCUUAUAGCCACUAUUACAGGAUUGAAGAAACAAGCAACCAAGAAAACUAGAAAGAGUGUAUUGUCAAAGUGUCAAGAAUUGGAAGAGAAUUUACAAAGACGGCAUAAAGAGGAGCUUCAACAGUUUGAUAAUGUGAAAUCAGAUCUGGUCAAUGAUUCGGCUUCUAUCGAAGAUGACAAUCAAGAGAUUACAACUGAAGAAUUACUUGCACAAUUAUCUCUCUCAGAGAAACAACCAGAAAUCAAACAAGAGGCCCCUGCUCCAACAACUCAACAACCAAAGAAGAGAAACAGACAAAAGGAAAGACUCGCCAAAAGACAAGCAGAAAUCGAUCGCAUAAAGCAUGAAGCCAGCAUAGAAGCGGCCAACUCCAUCGACUACCGCAAAAUUGAAAUCGAGUCUAUGGACCAACUCCUUGCCCUCCACCACCUAAAGCUCUUUGAAAUUAAACCAGAUGGACACUGUCUAUUUGCCUCGAUCCAAGAUCAAUUGGCUCAAAGACAUGAGAUUGAGAAGUCGGUUCAAGAAUUGAGAGAUUUAGCAGCUGAGUAUAUUGAUAAGAACAGGAACGAUUUUGUACCGUUUCUUUUCGAUGAAAGCACAUGCGAGAUUAAGGAUAUUGAUGAGUACUUGAAGGAACUUACAACAACAGCUAUGUGGGGGUCAGAUAUGGAAAUAUUAGCUUUGAGUAAGACUUUCAAUUGUCCCAUCAGUGUAUAUAUAGCGGGAGCAUCCACUUUAAAGAUAAAUCCUGAAGGAGAAGGCAAAGAAUUGAAAUUGGGGUAUUACAAGCAUUCAUAUGGUCUAGGUGAGCAUUACAACUCGUUAAGAGACUUUGAGUCUUCUUAG
Molecule: messenger RNA, 915 nt
Organism: Hemisphaericaspora subhashii
Lineage: Eukaryota; Fungi; Ascomycota; Pichiomycetes; Serinales; Debaryomycetaceae
Exons: 1
Coding region: 1-915 (304 amino acids)
Biological process (GO): protein deubiquitination
Molecular function (GO): cysteine-type deubiquitinase activity
Source: RefSeq, a predicted model, not a curated record